This is a messenger RNA of Phaedon cochleariae (mustard beetle), 1747 nucleotides long. NCBI's taxonomy places the organism in Eukaryota, Metazoa, Arthropoda, Insecta, Coleoptera, Chrysomelidae. The record is from the annotation of a GenBank genome assembly.
UUUGUAUUUGGUUUGCGUUUGGUAUAAUUUCGUUGUCAUUGACAACAACCUCAAAACCAAGUUUCCAUCAGACAAACAAUUUUCCUUUGCCUUUGAAGAUGUUUGGAACAAAACAUAAUGAAUGUGUUGGUUAUGAAUCCACAUGGAAAGUUAAGAAGGUGAGUUCUGAAGGGUCCACUCAAACAACAGAAUUCGCGGUAGCAGACAAGGGAUCUAAUACUAUGAUGAAAUCUGAAAUAGAGGUACAAACUGAAGAUGAACCAACCAAACAAGUGUCUGAGGUGGACAUGGAUAAACUAGCAAACUGGUUGACUGGAAUAUACCCUAGUGUUAGGAAGGAAUUGAACGAAGCAAGUAAUUCGCAUGCUUUCCGUGGAUACCAGUUACAGGGUGAUUCCAAAGAUGCGGAGUGCAAGCUUCUGCAAUCAUUGAAAGUGUCAAAUGCUAUAUCGAAUAGAGUUGUGGCCUUAUCUUGGAACCAGACAGGAAAAACUUUGGCGUUAUCAUGUAAUUUCGAACAUAAGUCUUGGUGUCACCACACAGGUUUCGUCGCAGUGUAUACGUUCACAAGGGAUGACAAAUUGCCAGAUUUACCAUCUAAAAAGUUUUUGACCGACAAUUGUGUGUCCAGUGUUGAAUUCCAUCCGAUACAUCCAGCUAUUUUGGCAGCAGCUACCUUGUCAGGGUCCAUUGUGGUUUGGAAUAUCCGAAACGAAGAUGGAGAAGAGAUCGUGGCAUCUGUAACCAAUGCCCACGAAGACGCUAUCAUCACCCAAUUGGCUUGGGUGAAUGAUGUGGACAUUGCUAAGAGCUUGCUCAUAGCAACCUCUGGCACCGAUGGGUUGCUGAAAAUGUGGAGAUUCAAUCCGAAUAGUUCAGAAAUGAAUCUGAAAGUGAGAUAUAAAAUGAAACCUCCAAUUUUGAGCCACACACAACGGAAUAUCAAUAAGGAUCAAUUUUCUGGAGAUUCGACUAGAGCAGUGACUUGCUUUGAUUUUUCCAAGCACAUUCAUGACAUGUUCGUAGUGGCUCUAGAAGGUGGACACGUUGUACAGUGUUCUGUGUUAGGAACGACAGAAUUGAAAGGUAGUACAACAAAGGAGCCUUUAGCAGAUCCUUCUUUCAAAUAUUACGAACCACAUAAUGGGGAAAUAACAAGAGUUUGUUUUUCCCCGAACCGAAGCGAAAUGUUUAUGACGUCUGGCACAGACCAGGAAGUACGGAUUUACAUCAUCGGACAGGAAGAUCCAGCAAAGAUAAUUUUUGUGAAGCAUCCUCUGAAUGACGUCACUUUUGUGUAUCACGAGGAAAAACUGAUAGCUGGUUGCGGAACCAACGGAUUUUUGGAAAUUUUUCACAUACAAAAGAAGAAAUCUUUCGAGAAUCUGACUGAUAAGAAAGUAUUGAAGUCGACAGCGUCAACUACGAUAUCGGUGAAUCGAAAACGGACAAAUAUGGUGGUUAUGGGAAAUGUGAAUGGAGAAUUGCAGUUGUGGAGCGUACCUUGGCUUUAUUUAGCUAUGAAGUGAAUGUGAUCUUUUGGUAUAUUUCAUUCAUAUUCACAAUUGGCAGAAAUCAGAAAACAUCAGUCACCAUUUGAAUUGAAGAAACAUUUGGCAGAAUUGCCAAUGAUAUGUGAUUUUGCGAUGAUUUUUGAUACCGUUUUCCCGAGCGUUUUCCACACAUUUAAUGUGAUAGGAUAUGUCUGUAACAUUUUUUAAAAUAAAUGAAACAAUGAUCAGUCAAU